CGUUUAAUUACAUAUUUCGUAUUCUGCUAUUUACAUGAUUCAAUACCCACAUAAAUAUACACAGGUAUUUAUGGCUGACACGGAAGGUUCCGGUUUAGUAAUAUAUGACUCGUCUAGAAAGCUUAUGUGCAGAGUCGAAUCUGAUUACAUGAAACCAACUAAUCCCCAUUUCUCCGUAGCAGGCCAAAAUUUUACUCAUGAGGGCGGUAUUUACAGCGUGACCGUCAGUGGCGGUGAUCUUUAUUAUGCUCCUAUAGCGGGAAAGGAACUUUAUAAAAUAAAGAUAAGGACGCUACUAAAAUGUCCAAAUAAAGAAAGGGCCAAUAAACAAAGUAAACUCGCGUUUAAAUUGUCAAGUCAAACAGGACCGAUGACGUCGGUGAAAAAUGUAAUAUUUUAUAGCGACAUUUCUAAUAUGUCUCUUUUAGGCAAGAACGUCUAUUGGAAUUGGAGAAAGCCGGUGGUGCUCGCACAAGAUUCUGAAAAAUUGCAAACUAUACAUGGGCUGAAAUAUUCGGCUCCUUGGGACCAACUACUAUGUUUUACAGAUAGAUAUCAGCUUUCUGCAUUAGAUAAAAUGAAUCAAAACAAAAUCAACUUCCGCUAUUUUGAAAUGAACUUAACAGAAAUACGGGCGAAAACAAAUAAUUUGUUUCAAUAACUAUAUUAAGUCAGCUUGAUCCUCAAUAUUUUAACAUAUUUUAACGU
Messenger RNA from Wasmannia auropunctata (little fire ant), 708 nucleotides. RefSeq lists its product as uncharacterized. NCBI's taxonomy places the organism in Eukaryota, Metazoa, Arthropoda, Insecta, Hymenoptera, Formicidae. The transcript has 3 exons. Gene Ontology annotation, cellular component: extracellular region. Bases 35 to 661 code for a protein of 208 amino acids. The record is from RefSeq and is a predicted model, not a curated record.